This is a messenger RNA of Ficedula albicollis (Collared flycatcher), 1163 nucleotides long. Its product is annotated as histone H2A-beta, sperm. Gene Ontology annotation, molecular function: protein heterodimerization activity; structural constituent of chromatin; DNA binding. Lineage: Eukaryota; Metazoa; Chordata; Aves; Passeriformes; Muscicapidae. Gene Ontology annotation, cellular component: nucleosome. The transcript has a single exon. The record is from RefSeq and is a predicted model, not a curated record.
UCUAGAAAGUUUUAUUUAAAACACAAUUAGGAUUUACAUUUGGAAAAUUCUUUAUAACAGGUCCAGUACCCUAAUAGAUGCAAGGGAACCUCACCUCCACAUAACCAAGUUCAGCUAGUAACAAGGGCAGGAAUGUAUUACCCUUCAUGUUCCCAUUUGUUUUUUUCCUCCUAGUCCAUUUUGACUCCUCCCUCUCCUUUGUUGCUUCUCUUAAUAUAUGUAUCUCACACAUUCCCACAGGUCCCUAAAAAGGAUCUCCUGGCAGGUUUUUUCACAUCCGUAAAUGCUCUUUCUCACAUGUGGAAGGGAUACCUGCCAGUUCAGGUACUCCGGGAGCCCAACCUCCUCACUGUAGGUGGAAGCCCAGCCCCGACAAGGGGCGACGCCCAGGGACUGACUCCACCCCUCAAAAAGCACCAGCUGCAGGGAUUGGACCCUCCCUCCGAGUGAGCGGAGCCCUGCAGUGCAGGUUAUAAAACUCGCAACACGCAGAGCAUCGUUCCCUACAAUUUAACAUCAAAGGAGGACGAGGCACAAUGUCUGGUGAAGGGACGAGCAGAGAUGCGGCUCCGCCUAAGGCUAAGGCCAAGACUCGCACGGCCCGGGCUGGGCUCGUGUUCUCGGUAGGGCGCUGUGAACGGCAACUGAGGGAAGGGAACUAUGCGAAGUGACUGGGAUCCCCAGCAACUGUGUAUAUGGCAGCUGUGCUCGAGUACCUGACUGCUGAGAUCCUGGAGCUCGCGGGCAAUGCAGCACGACACUACAAGAAGCACCGCAUCACACCUCGUCACAUUCAACUAGCCGUCCGCCACGACGAAGAGCUCAAUAAACUAUUGAGCGGCGUUAUCAUCCGAGAGGGGGGAGUCGUGUCCAGCGUGCACCCGGCACUGCUGCCGAGGAAGACCAGCAAGAAACGCAGCAAGUCACAGGAGGACUAGUCGGCUGGCCAUUCCAGCAUCCUUCUGCACACUUCUAUCACACUAAUCACACGUCAAUCACACGUUUUAUCAUCCUUGCACCAUCACAAAAAAGGUCCUUUUAAGGGCCGCCCUAUUGUUCAAUGAAAGAGCUGAAAUCCGCAGAGGAGGCAGGGGGAGGGAGAGAGCAGAGGCUUGGCUGGCCGUGGCUGCGGGGGGGCUGGCAGGGACCGGCGGCAGCCUCGC